Messenger RNA from Vigna unguiculata (cowpea), 1691 nucleotides. Its product is annotated as protein TRIGALACTOSYLDIACYLGLYCEROL 2, chloroplastic-like. The record is from RefSeq and is a predicted model, not a curated record. Gene Ontology annotation, cellular component: chloroplast inner membrane. Gene Ontology annotation, molecular function: lipid carrier activity; phospholipid binding. Lineage: Eukaryota; Viridiplantae; Streptophyta; Magnoliopsida; Fabales; Fabaceae.
AAUGAGGAUUUUUACUGGGUAUUUAAUUCACCUGAAAAAUUUUCAUCCUUGAACCUAUUUAACUUGCUUGUUCGGUGCAAAAUGGUAUCUUUUGGCGCUGAAUAUAAUUGAAAGCACUUUUCUGUGUUCCCGGGAUUUCAUUUUGUUUGGGAUUAUGGUAUAACCAAGAAAAACCCAAUAUUAUGCUACCCUUGAAUGACUAACUUUCCAUUUCUGCAAUAAUAUUCUCAUUAUAGAAUGGUGAAAACUUGUGUGUGGAUGAUAGAACUUCAGGGCUAAGAGGUUGUUAAGAAGAUGGUUGGGAACAUUGCAAUCAUUGUUUCAUCAUUGCCAACUUCUUCUUCUUCUUCAUGUCUGAUUACUCAACCAAGAGAUUCUCCCAGUUUCAAGCUUCUUCCAAUGAGACACCAAAUACAAAUCAACAGAACAAGAGCUACAACAUCUUCUGAUGCAGGUCAUGGCCAAAGGUCAUCUUCUGAUUCAGCUUUGUUGAAGAUUCCACACACUGUUUGGAGGAAAACAUUGAAGCCAUUAAGUGAUUUUGGUUUCAGCGAUAGAAGCAUCUGGGAAGGUGGGGUUGGACUGUUUCUAGUGUCUGGUGCUGUUCUAUUUGUUCUUAGUUUGGCAUGGUUAAGGGGAUUCCAAAUAAGAUCCAAAUUCAGGAAGUACACAGUGGCGAUUCUGUUUGCUCAAGCUUGUGGCAUAAGCAAAGGAACACCUGUGAGAAUAAGAGGAGCCACUGUUGGCAAUGUCAUUGGUGUUAAUCCUUCUUUGAAGUGUAUUGAAGCAGUUGUUGAGGUUGGUGAUGUUAAGACAAUCAUACCACGGAAUUCAGUGAUUGAGGUAAACCAGUCAGGUCUUUUGAUGGAAACAAAAAUUGACAUCACUCCUCGUGAUCCAAUUCCAGCACCUUCUGUUGGUCCUCUUGAUGAAGAGUGUUCUAAGGAAGGUGUUAUUGUGUGUGAUCGUGAAAAGAUCAAUGGCCAGCAAGGAACAAGUUUGGAUACAUUGGUUCGGAUAUGCACUCGCCUUGGGCGUGCAUUAGAGGAAAUUGGUAUCAGCAAUAGCUAUUCAUUGGUAGAACGAGUACUUUCCAUCAUUGAAGAAGCAAAACCUCUUCUCAAACAGAUCAAAGCCAUGGCUGAAGAUGUUCAUCCUUUGUUAGCUGAUGUCCGUGACAGUGGCCUGUUGAAGGAACUUGAGAAUUUAACCCAAAACCUUGCCCAAGCUUCUGAGGAUUUGAGAAGGGUACAUUCAUCCAUUAUGACCCCUGAGAACACAGCACUGGUUCAUAAGUCCAUAAACACAAUUAGUUUUACCUUGAAGAACAUCGAGUAUAUUAGCAAGGAUAUUGUGGGUUUUACUGGGGACGAGACUACCAAAAAGAAUUUGAAAUUGCUUAUCAACAAUCUCAGCAGGCUAUUAUGAAGUCAAAACAUGAAGAUAGGAAGUAGAGAAUUACAGGUAAUAAUAGUAUUGCGAACAUGGUUUACAUCAACUGCAACUGGUUACGAGGUCAUGGCACAUUCAAAGUGGUUCUGGUUGAUGAAGAUAUCUCCUGUUAAUUAUAGAGCUAAGUGAUGGUACAAGAGGUUAUAUUUGUCGAGUUUUCUAAAGCCAUUGUGACUUCCGACACUAUAAUUUGUUACCUUGAACUUCAUAUAAACGUGCAGUUUGUUGUUACCUCUGAA